Zalophus californianus (California sea lion) is the source of this 2404-nucleotide messenger RNA. It is a transcript of the gene KRT1, whose product is annotated as keratin 1. Lineage: Eukaryota; Metazoa; Chordata; Mammalia; Carnivora; Otariidae. The record is from RefSeq and is a predicted model, not a curated record. Gene Ontology annotation, molecular function: structural constituent of skin epidermis. Bases 1 to 1929 code for a protein of 642 amino acids. Gene Ontology annotation, biological process: keratinization; intermediate filament organization. Gene Ontology annotation, cellular component: keratin filament. The transcript is spliced from 9 exons.
AUGAAUCGAAACUUUAGUUCUAGGUCUGGGUUCCGGAGCGGAGGGGGCUUCAGCUCUGGCUCUGCCGGAGUGGUCGGCUUCCAACGCAGGACCACUAGCAGCUCUGUGCGCCACAGCGGGGGAGGUGGUGGGAGAUUUUCAGGGGGAAGAUGUGGAGGUGGUGGCGGUGGCGGUGGUUUUGGAAGUCGAAGCCUUGUCAAUCUUGGUGGCAGUAAGAGUAUCUCCAUAAGCGUGGCCAGAGGAGGUGGACGUGGUGGUUUUGGUGGUGGUUGUGGUGGUGGUGGCUUUGGGGGUGGCGGUUUUGGUGGUGGUGGCUAUGGAGGCUUUGGCAGUGGAGGUGGUUUUGGUGGAGGUGGUUUUGGUGGAGGUGGUUUUGGAGGAGGUGGUUUUGGUGGAGGUGGUUUUGGUGGAGGCGGUUUUGGUGGAGGCGGUUUUGGUGGAGGCGGUUUUGGUGGAGGCAGUUUUGGGCCUGUCUGCCCCCCUGGUGGCAUACAGGAAGUCACCAUCAACCAGAGCCUUCUGCAACCCCUUAAUGUGGAGAUUGACCCUGAGAUCCAAAAAGUGAAGACUCGAGAAAGGGAGCAAAUCAAGUCGCUGAACAACCAAUUUGCCUCCUUCAUUGACAAGGUGCGGUUCUUGGAGCAGCAGAACCAGGUGCUGCAAACAAAAUGGGAGCUGCUGCAGCAGGUAGACACCUCCACUCGGACCCACAGCUUAGAACCCUACUUUGAGUCCUACAUCAACAAUCUUAGAAGGAGAGUGGACCAACUGAAGAAUGACCAGUCUAGGAUGGAUUCGGAAUUGAAGAACAUGCAAGACCUGGUGGAAGAUUACCGGCACAAGUAUGAGGACGAGAUCAACAAGCGGACAAAUGCAGAAAAUGAAUUUGUUACCAUCAAGAAGGAUGUGGAUGCUGCUUAUAUGACUAAGGUGGACCUUCAGGCCAAAGUUGACAACUUGCAGCAGGAAAUUGAUUUCCUCACAGUGCUCUACCAGGCAGAGCUGUCCCAGAUGCAGACUCAAAUCAGCGAAACCAAUGUCAUCCUGUCCAUGGACAACAACCGCAGCCUGGACCUGGACAGCAUCAUCGCUGAGGUCAAAGCUCAGUAUGAGGAGAUCGCCCAGAAGAGCAAGGCUGAGGCUGAGGCGCUGUACCAGACCAAGUAUGAAGAGCUCCAGAUAACCGCUGGCAAGCAUGGGGACAGUCUGAAAAGUACAAAGAUGGAGAUUUCAGAGCUGAAUCGGGUGGCCCAGAGACUGCGAUCUGAAAUUGAUAGUGUCAAGAAGCAGAUCUCCACGCUGCAACAGUCCAUCAGUGAUGCCGAGCAGCGUGGUGAGAAUGCCCUCAAAGAUGCCCAGGGCAAGCUGGCUGAGCUAGAGGAUGCCCUGCAGAAGGCCAAGGAGGACAUGGCCCGCCUGCUGCGUGACUACCAGGAGCUGAUGAACACCAAACUGGCCUUGGACAUGGAGAUCGCCACCUACAGAACCCUUCUGGAAGGAGAGGAAAGCAGGAUGUCUGGAGAGUGUACCCCGAACGUGAGCGUGUCUGUGAACACCAGCCACACCACCAUCAGUGGAGGUGGUGGCCGAGGAGGCGGGGGUUUCGGUUCCGGAGGCGGCGGCAGCGGCGGCGGCUAUGGUUCCGGAGGCGGCAGUUACGGCUCCGGAGGCGGGGGCAGUGGCGGCUACGGCUCUGGAGGCGGCGGCAGCUACGGCUCUGGAGGCGGCGGCAGCUACGGCUCUGGAGGCGGCGGCAGCUACGGCUCCGGUAGCAGCAGUGGGGGCCACAGAGGCGGCUCUGGAGGGGGCAACUGGGGUUCCGGAGGGAGCUCCGGAGGCCGGGGAUCCAGCUCUGGGGGUAACAAAACCUCUAGUGGCAGUUCCAGCGUGAAGUUUGUUUCCACCAGCUAUUCCAGAGCAGUCAGAUAAAGAGGUGUCCUCCAUCCUGUUAGCUCUCCCUCACCAUCACUACCAAAUAUGCUUGGCAAGACCAAGGUCAGUUGCCCCAGCCUCGCUGGAGAAAAGAGCUUUCAUUAGUUACACCAGUUCACCCCAGUUUCCCAGCUCUUUCCUAUCUUCUCUGCUUCCCAAAGAAGCUUUUAGAUCAGUGGCACUCUCAGUCCCUCUGGCUAUGACCCUGCUUUGUGCUUUACCCAAGAAACUGUUCAGCAAUGACCACUACACACAUUACAUUUCAAAGCACUUCCUUAAGUCAGCCAGAUGAAGGCUGGUUAGAACCACAGCUUCUUUGCUGUGCAUGGAGCACGUGCUCUGGACACUCCUUAAUAUCCUCUUUCUUGGAGCAAGCUCUGUGCUGCUUUGAUUUUGUAUAUAAGGUGUGAGCAAGUUGAUUGUCUUUUGUGGAGAGGUCUUAAACUGCCCCCUUCCUUGUAUUGCUGCAAUA